Molecule: messenger RNA, 1579 nt
Organism: Opisthocomus hoazin
Lineage: Eukaryota; Metazoa; Chordata; Aves; Opisthocomiformes; Opisthocomidae
Source: RefSeq, a predicted model, not a curated record
GAGGAUGAAAGCAUGAAAAUACGACAGCUGAAACUAGAGAAUCAGAGAGCUCUGCUAGAGAAGAAGCAGAGGAGGAAACGUCUUGAUCCUUUGAUGGUAAAGUCAAAUCCUGAGGCAAAGCUGCAUAGGUCAAAACCCAAAAGGUGUGAGGAGCAGACUCCGUUAGUAGAAACUCCUACCUCUUUCCACAGUGAUGUUGUGUUACACGGCAUAGAUGGACCAGCAGCUUUCCUGAAGUCUGAAGUGCAAAAUUUGGGGACCAAGCUCCAAACUCUUUCUGUUAGAUCUUCCAAAACAGAAGACAGUACAGAUGAGGAAAAUGAUGGAGAGGCUGUAACAGACACAGCAGGCAAGCCAGAUCUGCAAGAAAUCUUACAGAAACGAGGCAUUUCAGGCAGUUUGAAUUUUGAUGAGGAGGACACAGAAGAGGAAGAAGCUAGUAAGACACCAGCAUCUCAUUCGCCUGAAUCCGAGAGGCCUAGCUCUGCAACCAGCGAGAAAUCUUUUGCAGAAACAGGUGCUUCCUGUAGUCCAUCCACUCAGCCAGAUGCACAGCUGGGAGAAGUCGAGAACCUGGAGGAUUUUGCAUUACGCCCUGCACCCCGUGGUGUUACAGUCAAGUGUCGAAUCACUAGAGAUAAGAAGGGAAUGGACAGGGGCCUCUUCCCUACUUACUACAUGCAUCUUGAAAGGGAUGACAACAGAAAGACAUUCCUUCUUGCAGGGAGAAAACGAAAAAAGAGCAAAACAUCCAAUUACCUCAUAUCAGUUGACCCAACUGAUUUAUCCCGAGGAGGGGAAAGCUACAUUGGAAAACUCAGGUCAAACCUCAUGGGAACUAAAUUUACAGUCUAUAACCGUGGAUUUAGCCCACUCAAAGCACAAGAUCUUGUGGAAAAGGCUCAUACGAGGCAGGAGCUUGCAGCCAUUUGUUAUGAAACCAAUGUGUUAGGAUUCAAGGGUCCCAGAAAAAUGUCUGUGAUCAUUCCAGGAAUGAACAUGAAUAAUAAGCGAAUUCCAAUCCGUCCACGAAACGAACGUGAGAGUCUGCUGUCAAAAUGGCAAACCAAAAAUCUAGAGAACCUCAUUGAGCUGCACAACAAGGCUCCAGUCUGGAACGAUGAUACUCAAUCCUAUGUUUUGAACUUCCACGGGAGAGUCACUCAGGCCUCAGUGAAGAACUUCCAGAUUGUCCAUGACAAUGACCCUGACUACAUUGUGAUGCAGUUUGGUCGUGUAGCAGAAGAUGUGUUCACUCUGGACUAUAAUUAUCCUCUCUGUGCUCUUCAGGCCUUUGCUAUUGGACUCUCCAGCUUUGAUAGUAAAUUGGCCUGUGAAUAAGAGACUUGAAACAUGGAACUCGCUCCCAUCCCUGCAGCUUGUUGUAAGAGUUUCAGAUGGAGUAAUGAAAAGCACAUUGGGGAUGGAAGGGAACUGGAGGACAGACCUCUGCAGGCUUACUAGAAAGCAGUUACCUGGCCUCAGAGCAUUAUGGUAUUUGCCAGCAGACCAUCUUAGGGGACUGUACCAAGACUGAGCAGUCUCUGUAUGCAUUGUGAAAGAGCAAGGAAUAUGGGUG